Messenger RNA from Biomphalaria glabrata, 5572 nucleotides. RefSeq names its product protein Tob1-like. Gene Ontology annotation, molecular function: transcription corepressor activity. Bases 845 to 2269 code for a protein of 474 amino acids. The record is from RefSeq and is a predicted model, not a curated record. Gene Ontology annotation, cellular component: nucleus; cytoplasm. Gene Ontology annotation, biological process: regulation of gene expression. NCBI's taxonomy places the organism in Eukaryota, Metazoa, Mollusca, Gastropoda, Planorbidae. The transcript is spliced from 2 exons.
UAGAUAGAUAGAUAGAUAGAUAGAUAGAUAGAUAGAUAGAUAGAUAGAUAGAUAGAUUUGGCUCAAGCGAUCUAAACGAGAGCACAAAUAGAUGUAUACAUACAUACCAACAGACACACACACACACACACACACAUCAUGGGACAUUGUGCCCUAUACAGCAGGUGGCAAUAGUUUUUGGAUUCGACCAGUUUACUGGACCACACGACUUUAUUGAUAGUUGAACAACUAAACAUUUCGAAACACUUUGAGAGAGGGAGAGGGAGAGAGAUUGUUUGUGUGUGUGGGUGAGACAGAGGAGUGAGACAAGUUACUAUAUCAGGGUGAGGGGUAAAUUAGCCCCCUCGACUCUGCCCGCAGCCCCUUCCUCCCACUCGCAUGAUGUCGGCUUCACGUUCCUUAUAAAGUCAAUGUUACUAAGAGGCGUGUGCAGUGACACCAUGUUCUCUGUACUGGUACCUACUGUACACUGGACUACAUCUAAAUGUAUACAGGCUGGACCUUUGUGUGGGAUGUUGCCAACGUGAAUUCUGUUCCAACGAGUAAAAUUAUCUACCCUUGGAGCGUGUGCCCAGAGACGAACACCAAAUAUUACAAAUAACGUCAUUCCAUUGAUUCUCAGUGGCUGUGUGACGUCAAGCCUAAUCGCCAGUGACAAUAAGAUAGAUACCAAGGACAACAGCUGUCUUCGUAAACUGAGUAGAAUCUAGAGCUACUAUUUCGCUGAGAAAAGUUCAUAUAUAUCUACUGGUCGCUGAAACAUCACCCUAUUUUAUAGAGACAUUUUCAGUGAAUCUCUGGAACGCUUUCUGUGUUAAUACAGUCGAAGUCUAAACAAAACAAAAUGCAUGUGGAAAUUUCCGUAGCGUUGAAUUUCGUCAUCUCGUACCUUUACAACAAGCUUCCCAGAAGACGCGUAGAUCUUUUCGGGGAAGAGCUCGAGGUCGGGCUGAAAGAGAAAUUUCAAGGCCAUUGGUACCCUGAGCAGCCCUCCAAAGGCUCUGGAUUCAGAUGUCUUAAAGGCAAUGGAGACGAAGUAGAUCCAGUGUUGGUCUACGCUGCCGUGAAAGCCGGGCUUGAUAUAACCGAGGUCAGGAGCUAUCUUCCUGAGGAUCUUACCUUGUGGAUUGACCCAUCAGAGGUCAGCUAUAAAAUUGGAGAGAAAGGUCCUGUUAAGGUCUUGUAUUCUGACCGUAAAGAUGAGGAGAGCAACGAGAAUGUAGACAGGGAGGUGCAGGCCGCCAGCAGGACCUUCAACCCUGAAGCUCAAACCUUCACCCCAGAGUCCCACCAGGCCUUUACGCCAGACCUUUUGGCUUUCACUCCAGAUGUUGCAGCAUUCUGCUCAGAUUCGACCCAGUCCUUUCAGCCCAUCGAUUCCCUUUCGUCUUCUCUAUCCAACUUGAGUCUCUCUCCAUCUUCCCCUGUUCCUCCUGGCACCUGGAGCACAGCUACAUCCCCAUCUUCCAACCUCUUCAGUUCGGCCAUGGCGUCACCCAACAUUGUUCCGCCCUCGCUCGUAGGGCCGAGAGCAGGAAACUUACACCGACAGCACAUGACAGCCGCCAUGUUCGCCCAGACCAAAUUUGGUUCCACAAAGCUGAAAACUCAAGUGAAACGCCCCAAUCGACUGUCCCCCACAGAGUUCGGUAACUACUUUAAGCAGCAACAGAGGAGUUAUGCCGGUCCUCAGCGGCCCAGAUCUCUUUCACCGCGUGACCCGAGAGUAGAAUUCCUGCUGGAUCAGCAACAGAGGAUGUUACAACAACAGCAGCAGCAGAUGUCUCCUUCGUUACCGUACGGACCACAAUUCCAUCUCCAGCAACAGCAGCUGUCUCCAACAAGUCUCUACCCUGAAAUGUAUCGCUCAUCAGCAUUGUCGUCUGCUCACUCCUCCCCACACCUGUCCCCGCAUCUUUCCCCUGCAGGCAACGGUCCUACUUUCAAAGACCUCAUCCAGUCCAACCCGAACCUAAGCACCAUCCCUUCUUCCCCUCUGAACCCAAUAUCUAGACCCAGUUCCCUGAACCCAAUAUCUAGACCCAGUUCCCUGAACCCAAUAUCUAGACCCAGUUCCCUGACUAAUCUCAGACGACCAACCGGCUUCCCCAGCCUCAACUCGCCCUUGUCCAACAGCUCGUCGCACACUGGCUCUCUGGGCAAGAUGAACAUGUUCUCCCCAGAAGGUCACAAGUCCUUCACGGACGGCUUCAAUGUUGCUUCCGUGAAUUAUUCCAACAAUGUGCAGCACCUGCUUAUGGCCAACUAACUUUCCAAGGAAUCCCACACCAUAUCCUAGCACAUAGAAACAACAUAUGAUAUUAGUCUUCGCCGUUUUCAGGUGGGCUCAAAACUCUUCACAGGAAAUACCUGGAUCAGUUACAGAUCUUUUCACACUUUUUAAUGAACUAGGCAUCCAUUGAUAAACAUUAGUAUCAGCUUAAGGCAUUUCGGUAGUUAGACUUAUCCAUGUAUUUUAUUCUGCUACAAUCUCUUCCAAUCCUUCAAGUCAACACCAUUCAGCCAUUCUUCCAUUUGUAGUCCACUAGAACCACAGACCCUAACUGCUUUAUGCUGACACAAGACCUUCAUCUUUAUUAUAAUAUAAAAUACAUUUUCCAAUAGUCAAUUUGUAGUUGAAAUAGUGUACAUUUUAUGUCUUUUGUUACUAAACCAUUGUAAGUACUGACCUCAUCCUAUAUUUAUACCUUUCAUUUUUUUUUAUUUUGUAUCCUUCCUUUUUACCCAAAUCGUAUUUUUUAAAUGUACUUUUGUGUAAUUUAAUUCACCAUUUAACCAUAAAAAAUUUGCUUGGUUAUGGUUUAACAAAGUUUUCAAAUUGCUAAUUUUUUAUUUUUAUUUAUAUUUUUUUUUUUUUUUUGUAUUGCUUGUUGCCUUGUGUUAUAUGCAGCACAUAGAAAUAUAAAAAAUAUGAAUUUUUGUACUGAUAUAAAUAUAUUUUUUAAACUUUUUUUCAAGUUCUGUGUUAUUCCCAUUUCUUGAAAUGUGUUGGACAUGAGCGGCUUGUUGAGUAGCCGGCUUUUUGUGCUGCCGGCUUUUUGUGCUGCCGUGUUCUAAGCUAGUAAUGAUCAAUUGUUUUGUUGUAGGCCAAUAUUUACUGGCUGUGAGUAAGCAUUACAUAGUGGGGCUCUUCUAAGCCAAUGUGUAUUGUUAGUGGUAUAAUAAAUAAAUAAAAAGAAAUGGGCUUGUUGCAAGCCUUUUAUUAGUUUUGGUUGUAAGGGGAGAUACCCAUCAUUAACUGAACUGUUGUAAGCCUUUUUUUGUUGGCUGUGAACUGAUAAGGCAUGAGAGUUACGUUGGAGUGUGUAUUGUGGAAUCUAUUGUAUUACUACUACUAUGUGAUUGAUGGAGAAAUGAAGAUGAAAAGAUGGUCGGGACAAUGCUGCAAGGUGUUAAUCCUUAUGAUUCCUUUCAUUUUGUUUCAUUUUCUUAACUGUAGACAUUGUCAUUUGUUUAACCCUCAAAUUCCAUUUCUGUGUGGGGCUUUUUUUUUUUUUGUCAGACUAGGCCAGCAAAGUGGGAAAAUCGUAUGUGUAUGUUCGCCUUUGUAUUAGAAACCAGAGUUACUCUCCUUGUCCAAGGAAACGAUUCAGUGACCAAUUUAUUGUAGACCAUUCAUAUCUAGUAUGUCUAUAUCUUCACUUCCCGUGUGGACAUAGGCAACCAAGGCGCUCAAACCUCUCUCGGUACCAGACCAUCAGCAUUGACAAUGGACUUGGUUUACAAUGUACAAAGUCAGCUAGAGCGUCCCGCUUUCAUCACUAACAAAUAGAACGCAAAUCAAAAAGGAUAGUACAAGAUCUUGUACAUGUAACUCUUUGAACUGUUGAUCAGAAUGUUUGAUUUACUUGAUGACCUGGGCUCUAUAACCUUUUGAACUUAAUGUUUAAGAAAUACUGUUUAUGUGAAUUGCUAAUUCUGACAUUGCUACCUGAAGAACUCUGUGUAGACACAAAGAUAAACGCUGAAAUGAUUUUUUUAUAUGGAAACCUCAUUUAGCAAGUAAUAAAAAUAGAUCUUGCUAGAUGGCUGUUACUUUACUUGUUGCUAUGGACGCUGAGAUUAACGCAAAUCAAUUUUAGUUCAUAAAGAUCUUUAGAAAAAUUUAAAAGAGCUGGCCUGCUGUUAGAAAGUUGUGUGUAGACUGCAAAGGAAAAAAGUCAUUGUUUUCAAUUUUUGUUUAGAUCAGUUUCUCAAUUUCUUUAGAUAACCACGGUUCAACUCUAGAAACUUGUGCAAUCAGUGAAAUCUUUAAACGUGCAGAUGUCAACAUUUUUCGAAAUUGUUUUGGCUUUCUUUGGCUCCACGAAGCCAUGAACAGCAUUGGUUACUCAUUGGCUUGUAUUGCCUGUCAACGCCAUUCUCUUUACCCAACAUUGACUCCUUAAGUUGAGUGUUUAAUUAUCACAUUGUAAAGAGAUAACAUCAAAGUUCAACUAACCCAAGCCGCAUCUAGCAUUUAAACACUUGACCAAUAAAACUCUGAUUGAUAGAGCUAGAGCAAGCAUUUUUUUUCGUUGUUCAUCUUGUUAUGAUCAAUGUUAUGUUGUUUGAUAUAAAUUCUUGUGUCUGGACUUAAAUUAUUUUUGUAUCAAUAUAUUUAUUGAAAUAAUCUUUCCAUGUUUUAUAAAUAAAUAUAUUUUCUUUUAUAUUAUAAAAAUAUAUAAAUAUCUACUUUAAAUAAUGUAACUUUUUGUGUAUUAAGGUUUCGUGCUAAUUAAUCCUAAUGUCUUUCGUAUAUUUUGACUUGUGGACAAUGUUUCUAGUAUUUGGUUUCCUAAGUCUUCAUUUAACAAGUGAAAGUAUUUUUAAUUACAUUGUCACUUCCUAGAAAACACCACAAUAUGAAUGCUACAUUAGAAAUCACCACAAACAGUAAACAUUCACAAUGUUUUGAAUCUGCAAUGCAAGGCAUAUUCAUCAGUUUCAUUUGUUCAACCAAUCAGAUAGUUCGUUACAUGAAACGUUGGUCCAAGCAUCAUAGUUCAUAAUGGUGCUGUAGCAAGGGGUGAAGGUUACGUCUGCUGUCAUUUACAUCUUGGUUGUACCUGCUGGUGGGGAGGAAACUCCGUAUACCAAUAUCAUUUUUAGCGCCAUCUAAACCAUGGGUUCUCAGCUUUUUGGACUCAGUAUGCCAGUUUCUAUCCCAUUCUUUUGAUAACUGCUUAAAAAAAGUGAAGUGGGUAUCUCGAGGGGGGUCGAGUUUACAAAGUAGAGAACCACUCAUCUCAUGCAUUAUGAUAGAUGCACAAAGAUGUGAUGUAUGUGUCAUAGAUUAUUAACAUCCAGUUUGAGAACUGCUGUCUCGAGUAUUUAUACCAUGCAGCAGUUUCUCCAUCUAAAACAUCAUUCCUCACAUUUGAUUCAUCAAGAAACAUCCCAAAAAAAAAACGUGUAUACAUUGAUACAAAAUAUUUUCUUAUUUUCUUACCAAAAUAUUUGCUAUGAUAAGAAAAACAAAUUGUCUGUAUUUCUGUCUAUGUCGUCAGUGUGUCUCUGUUUUACUUCUGGCUAAGGAAUACAAGAAAUAAAGUGAGUCUGUUGAACUACA